Messenger RNA from Aureobasidium musti, 3960 nucleotides. Lineage: Eukaryota; Fungi; Ascomycota; Dothideomycetes; Dothideales; Saccotheciaceae. The record is from the annotation of a GenBank genome assembly.
AUGGCAGGCUUCAUUCAGAAGAUUGGAGGUUAUCCUCGUCUCCUGCUUGCGGGCAAUCCAACAUCUCGCGACAUAGGUACGUUAUUACUUGGUAUCAUCAGCUCAAUAGCAGCUGGGGUUCCGUUUCCUAUCAUUGGUAUUCUAUUCGGUCAACUCCUGGAUGAUUUCAAUGCAGCCACCUGCGACCAAGCGACAGAUUCUGGAGAUGGCGACCAAGGAAGCAUCAACAAUACCAUUCUGAUCAUCUUCUACCUGGCCAUUGCUCAAUUCGUCUGCAUUUACGUCCACUUGACUUGCUGGACUCUCAAUGGCGCUCGGUUGGCACAAAGACUGCGCGAGAGUUACCUUCAAAACUUGCUCAGACAGGAGCCUUCCUUNUUCGACAAGCUGCCGCCAGGAGAAGUCGCAUCAAGACUCCAUGGAGAUAUUCAAACAAUCCGUUCAGGCACUGCUGAGAAGGUUGGAAUCUGCUUGUCAAGUUUGUCCUUCUUCGUCACAGCAUACAUUGUCGCAUUCAUCAAAGACUGGAGACUGGCAGCUGAAUUGCUGUCGUUGAUCCCAGCCUACUUCAUCAUGUCCAUUGUUGGAAGCCAUUAUAUUGAAAAGUAUUCUGGUAUGGUUUCUGAGUAUGCUGCAUCCGCUGCAUCAAUAGCUUCUGAAGCACUCAACAAUAUCAUGGUAGUUCAGGCUUUUGGUGCCAAUGCUCGUCUUGAGAAGAAGUUCUCGGACGCUCUGAGAGCUUCUGAGCAUGAGGGUAUCAANAAGGCUACCGCUGUUGGUAUUCAGAGCGGUGUUCUGUAUUUUGUCGCCUAUUCUGCCAAUGGUCUGGCCUUUUGGCAANNGGGAAGCAAGCGAAUUGCAGACUCGGUAGAAGGGAGAUCCGGAGGCACUACUGUUGGUGCAACAUUCACUGUUAUCUUCAUCUUGAUCGAAGCAACUCUGCUUCUCAGUCAAGUGGCUCCUUUCGUCCAUCUAUUCUCGGCAGCUGUGGGAUCUUUCAACAAACUCCGUGGAGAUGUCGAUCGUGAGCCGUUGAUUGACGGACACACCAAAUCUGGUCUCGCACUUCCUCAAGCAGGAGCUGGAUUCGAAUUCAAAGACGUGUCAUUCGUGUAUCCAUCAAGACCUGAGAUUACUGUUCUUGAUAAGAUCAGUUUAUCCAUCCCUGCCAACAAACACACCGCACUUGUUGGUCUUUCUGGUAGUGGCAAAUCUACAAUUGCUGGUCUGGUCAGCAGACUCUAUGAUCCUACUGAGGGUCAAAUUUCGUUCAACGGACAGGACGUCCGCACGCUCAAUGCUCGCGACUUGAGGAGCUUCAUGAGCUUGGUUCAACAAGAACCUUCGCUUCUCGAUCGAUCGUUGCUGGAGAACAUCGCACACGGUCUGAUCAACUCUAGUGACCCUGAGCAUGCUCAGUUCAAGGACAUCCUCCUUGGCUCUGAUCUUGCAGAAGUAGCCGCUGACAUUCGAGAUGGUAACGAUCUUAUGGUUGCUGCAGAAAAGCGUGGUCCUCUGGUUGUCGAAGUUGCUACUUUGGCUAAGAGAGCUGCAACACUCGCAGAUGCAGAUCAGUUCAUUGUUGCACUCCAGCAAGGAUAUGGCACAGUUGUUGGCUCGAGCGGACGCCUCAUCAGUGGUGGUCAGAAGCAGCGUGUUGCCCUUGCAAGAGCGCUUGUGAAAAACCCUGCUGUUCUCAUUCUUGAUGAAGCUACCGCUUCUCUCGACUCAAGAAGUGAGCAGCGGAUCCAGCGUGCCAUCAACAGUAUCACUAAUGGAAGGACUGUCAUCACCAUUGCGCAUCGCUUGGCCACAAUCACUGCUGCAGAUAACAUCAUCUGUAUGCACAAGGGACGUAUCCUUGAACAAGGCACACACUCAGACUUGAUGGCUAGUGGUGGAACCUAUGCCGACAUGGUCAAGAUGCAGACUCUUGGAAAUAUGUCCGAAGCUCACAAUGCAAGUGCUGAUAACAUCAGUCUGUCGGACCGUACUUCAACUGGUGACAUCGAGAAGAAGAGCUUCUACAACGACACAGUUGAGGCCGAGAAAGCAGAACUUUCGGCAACAGAGACACCUGUCAGAGAUUCUACAGAGGAAGAGCCAGAAGAGUUACCCGCGCCUCCAAAGUCUCUUUGGGACCUGGCAAAGGGAUACGGACCAGCAUUGAGGCCACACAUACUUUACAUCUUUGUGGCCUUCAUCGGAUCUGUUUGCGUUGGUGGUGCUUUCUCUGGUGAAGCUGUCAUCUUCGGCAACACAGUUGGCAGUUUGAACCCAUGCCACAGUGCUAGCAGAAUCCGCAACCGUGGUGACUUCUUCGGCCUCAUGUUCUUCAUUCUUGCCAUCAUCGAGUUNUUUGCCAACUUAGUCAGUUGGUGCGGAUUUGGCUGGGUGUCCGAGAAAGUCGUAUACACUGUCAGAGUUCUGUCAUUCAGGUCGUUGUUUGAGCAAGAUCUACAGUGGCACCAGUCUGAAGGCCGUACACCGGCUUUGCUUCUCUCCUACAUCACAAGAGAUGGAAAUGCUCUGGCUGGCUUCAGUGGCUCUGUUGUCGGAACGCUGUUCUCCAUCACUGUCAACCUUAUUGCUGCCAUCAUUCUAACCCAUAUCAUUGCUUGGAGGAUCGCCUUAGUUUGCUUAGCUCUUGUACCGCUUCUUCUUGGAGCUGGUCUCAUGGAGCUUCGCAUCCUUGGUAAGUUCGAAGAGAAGCACGAAACUGCAUACACCAAGUCAGUGGACAUUGGUGUCGAGGCUAUCACUUCCAUCAAGACUAUUGCCUCCUUCUCGCUCGAGGAAGAGAUUCUGCGAACGUACAGACGCUCUCUCAAGGGUCCGCGUAAGGAUACACUAAGUGUGACUCUGCAGGCCAGUCUUUGUCAAGCCUCGACAUACUUCCUGGGUAACUGUGUCAACGCUCUUGCCUACUGGUGGGGCUCGAAGCAGAUCCUGAAUGGCAACUACACGCAAACACAGUUCUUGAUCGUCGUCUUUUCUCUUCUGGUUGGUGCUUUGUUGUGGUCACAGAUGUUCGCAUUGGCUCCAGAGAUAUCUGCCGCUCGCAACGCCAUGGCAAGAAUCUUGGGUUUGAUCCAGAUCGGCAAGGAUAAGAUGGCAGGUCAUGUUCGUCCUCUUGACAUGUCACUGGAAGAUAACAACAUCGAGGCCAUGGCUGAAACCAAGACUUCGCAUAUGUCGAACAACAUGGCAUCUAGUGUUCAGAUGAAAGAUGUCCACUUCUCAUACCCAGCUCGUCCUGAUGUCAAGGUGAUGAACGGUUUGAACAUUGACAUCAAGCCCGGACAAUUUGCUGCACUCGUUGGUCCCAGUGGUGCAGGAAAGUCGACAGUCAUUUCUCUGGUUGAGCGUCUUUAUGUUCCUCAAUCAGGCUCAGUGCUCAUUGAUGGCUUUGAUGUGACCAAAACUCGCGACACAACCUUCCGUGACAGCAUUGCCUUGGUACCUCAGGAGAGUGUGUUGUUUGAGGGAAGUGUCGAAUUCAACAUUGGUCUUGGUGCUCGUCCUGGCCAUACCGUUAGCAAAGAAGAAAUCAUCGAGGCGUGCAAGUUGGCUAAUGUACACGAUGUCAUUGCUGCCUUGCCAGAUGGCUACGACACUCUUUGCGGACCCAACGGCAGCCAAUUCUCUGGUGGUCAGAAACAGCGCUUGUCCAUUGCACGCGCCUUGGUCAGAAACCCUAAGCUGUUGAUUUUGGAUGAGAGUACCAGUGCACUUGAUGCCGAGAGUGAGAGACUGUUGCAGGAAGGCUUGGACAAGACAAAAGCGAAAGGCAUUACGGUGAUUGCCAUUGCGCAUCGUCUUCACACUAUCAAGAAGGCUAAUGUAAUUUUCUUGAUUGAGGCUGGAAGGUGUAUUGACAGUGGUUCGCACGAAGAGUUGUUGGAGAGAAGUUUAGAUUAUCGCGAGUCGGUGAUGCACCAGACAGUGGCUACAGAUUAG